AAUGGAGACACUCGCACAAUUCGAGAAGGACGUAAAUCAAACCGACAACGGGUUCCUAGCGAUAGCAACAAAGGUGGAAAACGACGGGGAGAAGACCUCGGAACCUCCAGGUAAAAUCAAGGAAUUACUGAAGGAGUUCCAAGACAUUCUUCCUGACGACCUACCGAACGAGCUACCGCCAUACCGAACGCAUCAACACGAGAUCGUGGAGGAACCGGGUUCGAAGCCGACCUUCCGAGCACCAUAUCGGCUCAGCCCCAUAGAGCUAGUCGACAUGAAAAACCAGAUCGAGUAUCUCCUCGCCAAGGGACUCAUCCGGCCAUCCAGUUCGCCAUACGGUGCCCCAGUGCUCUUCACACCGAAAUCGGACGGAAGGCUGUGCAUGUGCAUCGAUUACUGAGCUCUCAACAAGCAGACCAUCAAGAACAA
Molecule: messenger RNA, 429 nt
Organism: Closterium sp. NIES-67
Lineage: Eukaryota; Viridiplantae; Streptophyta; Zygnematophyceae; Desmidiales; Closteriaceae
Source: the annotation of a GenBank genome assembly